This is a messenger RNA of Ostrinia furnacalis (Asian corn borer), 964 nucleotides long. RefSeq names its product histidine-rich glycoprotein-like. Bases 1 to 912 code for a protein of 303 amino acids. NCBI's taxonomy places the organism in Eukaryota, Metazoa, Arthropoda, Insecta, Lepidoptera, Crambidae. The transcript has 7 exons. The record is from RefSeq and is a predicted model, not a curated record. Gene Ontology annotation, cellular component: extracellular matrix.
AUGAUCUCAAAAGCCAUCUGUCUCACCCUUGUCUUUGCCGUGGCUGCGGCGCGGCCUCAGGGCGGCCACGAGCACGGGCACGCGUACUCGUCGCAGAGCAUCGUGCUGCACCAGAGCCACGGCCACGAGGCGCAGAGCCACGGCCACCAGGUGCAGAGCCACGGCCACCAGGCGCAGCAGAGCCACGGCCACGAGGAGCACCAUCACACUGACUACUACGCGGAGCCCCAUUACUCGUACGAGUACAAGGUGCAGGACCCGCACACGCACGACAACAAGUACCACCACGAGACCCGCAAGGGCGACCAGGUGAAGGGCGUCUACAGCCUGCACGAAGCGGAUGGCUCCGUGCGCAUCGUCGAGUACACCGCCGACAAACACAAUGGCUGUCUCACUGUGCGGUGUAAAAAGUUCACUAAACAAACAAUAAUAAUGAUCUCAAAAGCCACCUGUCUCGCCCUUGUCUUCGCCGUGGCUGCGGCGCGGCCUCAGGGCGGCCACGAGCACGGGCACGCGUACUCGUCGCAGAGCAUCGUGCUGCACCAGAGCCACGGCCACGAGGCGCAGAGCCACGGCCACCAAGUGCAGAGCCACGGCCACCAGGAGCAGAGCCACGGCCAUCAGGCGCAGCAGAGCCACGGCCACGAGGAGCACCAUCACACUGACUACUACGCGGAGCCCCAUUACUCGUACGAGUACAAGGUGCAGGACCCGCACACGCACGACAACAAGUACCACCACGAGUCCCGCAAGGGCGACCAGGUGAAGGGCGUCUACAGCCUGCACGAAGCCGACGGCUCCGUGCGCAUCGUCGAGUACACCGCUGACAAACACAAUGGAUUCAACGCUGUGGUGAAACACGAAGGUCACGUCAAGCACAUCGUCCCCGAACACCACCACUCUCACCAUUAAACCUGUGAUCAUAUCUGUUGAAUAUUGAUAUGUUUUUGUUAAGUUUGUAAAU